AUGGAUAGAUAUCAGAGGGUGGAGAAGCCCAAAGAAGAUACUUCUAUUAACGAGAAUGAAAUUCGUAUUACUACUCAAGGAAGGAUGAGGAACUAUAUCACAUAUGCUACUACUCUUUUUCAAGAGAAAGGAUCUGAUGACAUUGUUUUUAAAGCAAUGGGACGUGCAAUAAAUAAAACCGUAAUGAUUACCGAGCUAAUAAAGAGAAGGAUUGUUGGUCUGCACCAGAACACUCAAAUUGGAUCAACUGAUAUAACAGACACAUGGGAACCACUAGAAGAAGGCCUUCUUCCUUUGGAAACUACUCGUCACGUUUCAAUGAUCACAAUUACUUUGUCAAAGAAAGAGUUGGAUACAUCCUCCACAGGAUAUCAACCCCCUCUUCCAGCUGAUCAAGUAAAACCUUUAAAUGAAUACGAAGAGGAAGGAGAAGGCUCGCCAAGGAUGCGGGGAAGGGGGCGUGGAAGGGGCAGGGGAAGAGGUAGAGGAAUGUACAACGCGGGUAUGGAAUAUGGUGAUGGUUGGGAUGGUGGACGGGGCUAUGGUGGCAGAGGACGUGGCCGUGCAUGGGGUCGUGCUUUCCGGGGACGAGGACGAGGCUAUGGUUCCCAGCCAGUUGGAUAUUACGACAAUGGUGAAUACGAUGCACCAUCUGCACCACGCGGCCGAGGGCGUGGAAGGGGAAGAGGUCGUGGACGUGAUUUUGAUGCAGGCAAUGGAGCAGCUGCUUGA
This is a messenger RNA of Lathyrus sativus (Indian pea), 732 nucleotides long. Lineage: Eukaryota; Viridiplantae; Streptophyta; Magnoliopsida; Fabales; Fabaceae. The record is from the annotation of a GenBank genome assembly.